GAUAGAUCUACACAUUUGAGUUUGCCGGAAAAAAUUCUUGAAACAAGGUGUUAGGGCUUGGAAAAUCUCAAAGGAGACUCUGCGACGUUAUCCUAGACAUUCCUAUGAAGUUGCUGAUCACUCUACGAAUCAUUGCUGUCAACUGUCUUGUCAGUCUAGACACGGAGGUUUCAAUCGACACAGGUCGUACUUGGCCACAGUUGUUGCGGGUUCCAUCAAAUACUCCGGUUUUGCGCGACUCACCAAAUACUCAGCUUGGUAAUGAUCAUAAUGACCACUUACCAGUAGACUUGGUAACAAGAACUGAGCGGAGGAAGCAAAUUAUCGAAAGAUCUUGGCAGUUCCAUCGAAAGCAAAAACUUCAUUCCGGCCAGAUAGUUCGACGUGCUUCGUCUUACGCUGCUCCAUUGAUUGAACAGGAUGGAGUUUUAUUAUUCAAAGAGUACGAUGACGACGAUCGUUGGCAACCAUUUCGAGUCAGCAUGGUCAGCGGAGAUGUGCGCGCAACUCGAGACGCUGCGUAUCCGGGUAUGGACGUAGAGAACGGAAUUGUUGAAGAUGACCAAUAUAUUCUGGUCCGAUCGCUUCAACGCACCACCAUGUCUACACCCAUAGUACCGUUUACCGAAAUUGCUGAAGUUGAGAGCGAUAUCUACGGAAGGAAGCGGAGAAGGUCAAGCCGCGUGUUUAACUAAUCUACGUUCUUCUUUGAAGUAGUGUGAUUAGUAACUUAUUCUUCUCUCACCGCUCAUGUCAUAA
Cylicocyclus nassatus is the source of this 759-nucleotide messenger RNA. The record is from the annotation of a GenBank genome assembly. NCBI's taxonomy places the organism in Eukaryota, Metazoa, Nematoda, Chromadorea, Rhabditida, Strongylidae.